Messenger RNA from Electrophorus electricus (electric eel), 1131 nucleotides. The record is from RefSeq and is a predicted model, not a curated record. NCBI's taxonomy places the organism in Eukaryota, Metazoa, Chordata, Actinopteri, Gymnotiformes, Gymnotidae.
AUGAAGCUGAUUCUGGCCUUGUGUGCCUUAGUGGCACUCACAGAGUGCCUGCAUUGCAGAGUUCCUCUGAUCAAGGGCAAGACUACCCGUGAGAAACUACAGGAGAAAGGUGAAUGGGAGACAUUCAGGAAGCUGUAUCCCUACAAGCCCACAGUCAAGUUUAUUCAGACUGGUGUCGAGUCCAUGACCAAUGAUGCAGAUCUCUCCUACUAUGGUGUGAUCUCCAUUGGCACCCCUCCUCAGUCCUUCCAAGUGAUUUUUGAUACAGGUUCUUCCAACCUGUGGGUGCCUUCAGUCUCCUGCUCAAGCCAGGCUUGCCAGAACCAUAAUCAGUUCAACCCACAGCAAUCAAGCACUUUCCAAAAUGCCAAUGAAGCUCUCUCAAUUCAGUAUGGCACUGGCAGCAUGACUGGGUAUCUGGGUUAUGACACUGUGACGGUUGGUGGAAUUUCAGUGCAAAACCAAAUCUUCGGACUGAGUGAGAGUGAGGCACCCUUCAUGGCCACCAUGGUGGCAGAUGGAAUUCUUGGUCUGGCCUACCAAACCAUUGCUUCUGAUGAUGCAACCCCUGUCUUCGACAACAUGAUGAACCAAGGCCUAGUCUCCCAGGAUGUCUUCUCAGUCUAUCUGAGCAGCAGCGGUGAGCAGGGUAGUGUGCUGCUUUUAGGUGAGAUUGACAGUUCCUACUACACUGGUAACAUCUACUGGAUCCCCCUGUCCUCAGAAACCUACUAUCAGGUCACCAUGGACAGUGUUUCAAUCAAUGGCCAGAUAGUUGCUUGCUCUGGUGGGUGUCAGGCUAUUGUUGAUACAGGGACUUCACUUAUCGUUGGCCCAACAAGUGACAUCAGCAACAUUAACGCCUGGUUGGGUGCAACCACUGAUCAGUAUGGAGAUGCCACUGUGAGCUGCAGCAACAUCCAGAGCAUGCCUGAAAUCACCUUCACCCUUAACAGCUAUACCUUCACCAUCCCUGCCUCAUCCUACAUCUCUCAGAGCUACAGUUCCUGCAGAACAGGUUUCGGUGGUAGCAGUGACUCACUGUGGAUCCUGGGUGAUGUUUUCAUCAGAAACUUCUAUACCAUUUUUAACAGACAGACCAAUAAUGUAGGCCUGGCUCAGCUUGCUUAA